Messenger RNA from Myodes glareolus (Bank vole), 3200 nucleotides. Lineage: Eukaryota; Metazoa; Chordata; Mammalia; Rodentia; Cricetidae. The record is from RefSeq and is a predicted model, not a curated record.
CUUCCCAGCCGCUGGCUUCCCAUCGUGCUCCGCGGCCGUGUGGAGCGAGGCCUUGUUCCCGCGUUGAGCCGCCGCCGCCGCCUCCUCCUCAGCUUGAAGCCUCCACGCCAGGCCCGUCCGCGCCGCUCCAUGUCGGACUACAGCACCGGAGGCCCCCCGCCCGGCCCGCCGCCUCCUGCCGGAGGAGGAGGAGGAGCCGCGGGUGCGGGAGGAGGCCCUCCGAUUGCAGCCAAAAUUGGAGGUGAUGCUGCUACCACCGUGAAUAACAACACUCCCGAUUUCGGUUUUGGGGGCCAAAAGAGACAGCUGGAAGAUGGAGACCAGCCAGACAGCAAGAAACUGGCUUCCCAGGGAGACUCUAUUGGUUCUCAACUGGGACCCAUUCAUCCUCCCCCCAGGACCUCUAUGACAGAAGAGUAUAGGGUCCCGGACGGCAUGGUGGGCUUGAUCAUUGGCAGAGGUGGUGAGCAGAUUAACAAAAUCCAGCAGGACUCGGGCUGCAAAGUUCAGAUCUCACCAGAUAGUGGUGGCCUCCCUGAGCGCAGCGUGUCCCUGACUGGAGCCCCUGAGUCUGUCCAAAAGGCGAAGAUGAUGCUGGAUGACAUCGUGUCACGGGGCCGUGGGGGACCCCCAGGACAGUUCCAUGAUAACGCUAAUGGGGGUCAGAAUGGCACGGUGCAGGAGAUCAUGAUCCCCGCUGGCAAGGCUGGCCUGGUCAUUGGCAAGGGCGGGGAGACCAUCAAGCAGCUGCAGGAGCGCGCUGGGGUAAAGAUGAUUUUAAUUCAAGAUGGCUCCCAAAAUACAAAUGUGGACAAGCCACUGCGGAUCAUUGGGGACCCAUACAAAGUGCAGCAAGCCUGUGAGAUGGUGAUGGACAUCCUGCGAGAACGUGAUCAGGGCGGCUUUGGGGACCGCAAUGAGUACGGAUCUCGAGUUGGUGGAGGCAUUGAUGUACCUGUACCCCGGCAUUCAGUUGGUGUGGUCAUUGGCCGGAGUGGAGAGAUGAUCAAGAAGAUCCAGAAUGACGCUGGUGUACGCAUCCAGUUCAAGCAAGAUGAUGGGACAGGCCCUGAGAAGAUUGCUCACAUCAUGGGGCCCCCAGAUCGGUGUGAGCAUGCAGCCCGGAUCAUCAAUGACCUCCUUCAGAGCCUUCGGAGUGGGCCCCCCGGUCCUCCAGGGGCCCCUGGCAUGCCCCCUGGGGGCCGGGGGCGGGGCCGGGGCCAAGGCAACUGGGGCCCUCCUGGAGGAGAGAUGACCUUCUCCAUUCCUACCCACAAGUGUGGCUUGGUCAUUGGCCGAGGUGGUGAGAAUGUGAAGGCCAUUAACCAGCAGACGGGCGCCUUUGUGGAGAUAUCUCGGCAGCUGCCACCCAAUGGGGACCCCAACUUCAAGUUGUUCGUCAUCCGGGGCUCACCCCAGCAGAUUGACCAUGCAAAGCAGCUCAUUGAGGAGAAGAUAGAGGGUCCCCUCUGCCCAGUUGGACCAGGCCCUGGAGGACCAGGCCCUGCUGGACCUAUGGGGCCUUUCAACCCUGGACCCUUCAACCAGGGGCCUCCAGGAGCACCCCCACAUGCCGGUGGUCCCCCUCCUCAUCAGUACCCGCCUCAGGGCUGGGGCAAUACCUACCCCCAGUGGCAACCGCCUGCUCCCCAUGACCCAAACAAAGCUGCUGCAGCAGCUGCAGACCCUAAUGCUGCCUGGGCCGCCUACUACUCCCACUACUACCAGCAACCCCCGGGCCCUGUGCCAGGCCCUGCCCCAGCCCCUGCAGCCCCACCUGCGCAGGGGGAGCCCCCCCAGCCUCCACCCACUGGCCAGUCGGAUUAUACCAAGGCCUGGGAAGAGUAUUACAAGAAAAUUGGCCAGCAGCCCCAGCAACCUGGUGCGCCCCCACAGCAGGACUACACCAAGGCCUGGGAAGAAUACUACAAGAAGCAAGCGCAAGUGGCCACUGGUGGGGGUCCUGGAGCACCCCCUGGCUCCCAGCCCGACUACAGCGCCGCCUGGGCUGAGUAUUACAGACAGCAGGCCGCUUACUACGGACAGACCCCAGGCCCUGGUGGCCCACAGCCACCUCCCACCCAGCAGGGACAGCAGCAGGCAAGUGGGAACUGCCACCCUCCUCCUCCUCCUUUCUCCUUCCAACCCCCGGCCACCGUCCAUCCUGCCUUAGUGGGUAGCGCCGGAAACCCUUUCCCCUGCGGGGUGUGCCCUUGAUGCCAGCCUCGGGCGCGUGGCCAGAGUCUCCCGGAGCCCCGCAGCCCCGCCGCUGGGAAGCGCCCACCUGCUGGGUGCAGAGGCUCACGGAAGAGGCUCCUCCAGCAGCCGCAGCCGCUGUUGGUGCAACGUUGUCGGGUGCUGGGGGCACCGGCCGAAAAGGUGGAACUCUGAACUGCUGGGGUGUCCCGGGUGGGGGCAGAAAGUGGGGACUGCACUGGGCGCCAUGCCGGUUGUCGAACCCACUCGCUCAAAAUCUGGCCACUUGGGAAGAAAAUGUCUAUUUUUUUCCCCUUCUCAGCAUCACUAUUUUGGGUUUUGUUCUUUUUUAUUCUUUUAUUUUUUUAAAGACACCAUCUUUAUCCCCCAUGUCCAAGUAACUGCGUGUUGCAGGCGGCCUUGGCUCUGCUGGGAUGGAGGGGAGCCCACUGAGGGGACUGGGCCCUCCCUGCCUGGCAAGGCCACCUCUCGUGCACUUGCCUCUGUGUCCCAGUCUUGUCUGUGAAGUGGGCAUGACGAUCGUUGCCACCUUCCAACCUACCUCACAGGGGUGUUGUGGGGACACCAUGAUCUGAAUGUUGUGACGCCGAGCCGCCGCCUCCCUCCUCUGCCCCCUCCUCCCCACCCUGGCACUUCUCCCUUGUGCGCCCCUUCCAUGCCUCUGGCUUCUGCUGCAGACCCCUUCUCCUCCUCUUCCUCUGCUUCUCUUCCACCAAGGAGCAGUCUGACUUCAGCAGAGUCCCCAAGACAGACAGUCACAGCCCCCUGCCUGGCCUGUGCGGGCUUGGGUCCGGCCUCCUGGCCGGCUGCCUGGAGUCGCAGCCUCUUGCAGCCCGGCCGCCCUCCUGCCAUGACCAUUCCUGUCUCUCCCUCUCCGCAGGCAAUUGAAGCAAAUGGAUAUGAACUUCAUCUGUGAAAAUAUUUUUUUCCCUCCAUUUUUGUUCCAUUUGGGGGCUUCUUUUAUUGGUUUCUAUAAUUUGAUU